AGUACCCCCUGUCCUUUAUGACUGCAUCUUGAGAUCCUGUCCUUGGAACAUCACAAACAGGAUCAAAGACUUGGUGGAGUCCAGCUGGUGGGACUGAGCUCGACUUUGAGCUAAGUGGGCUCGGCUCUUGCAGCUCUGCAAGUAGGAAGAUCUGCUUCAUUGUUCUGGAUAAGACACGUUGAAUCUCAGGUUUGACAGUUGAGGUCUUAAUCUCAAGUUUUCAUACCAAAAUAUAUAAUAACACAAUUGCACAACAAGUGGUUACUUGACUGAGCAGUAAUGGUGCCAACAUCUGAUUAGCUUUAAGCUCCUCGGCAGCAGUUUGCUCCCAGUCUUUUCCCAGGGCCCAACAACAGCAGCAGCUAUUGAUUGAUGAGACUUCAGAUUGAUGACAGCUCCCUGGUGAGAAACUGGCUUCUGUCUCACAUACCGACGGAUCAAACUCUCCAUACAGAAAGUUAAACCUAGCCAACAGCUUGUGUCAUCGUCAGUUUAUACAUUAGUGGCUAUUUAUUCUAAGUUUGGAGAAUCUAAAAGAGCACACGGCUGGAGAUUUACUCCCGCUCCAAACUCAGAUUUCUGUAACUUCACAUCAAUCUGGUUCCGCUCGCGCUCAAUCCAAAUCUUUGUCAACACAGUCGGGAUGUACUCGGUACUUGUGUCUCUUUACCAAUCUGAUUCUUCGUAGAAAGGAUCACGAGUUUCUUGUGAUCAGAUGAGACCGAUCCUUUUGGCUUCAACCCAAUCCGACCAAAACCUGUACCGGUUCCCUCCUUCCGGCUCAUUUAAGGCCCUCCCCGUUCGUUUGGACCUUCAUAAAAGUGACCUCCUGACUUUCCUCGGCGCACAUUCAUUCACAAGACCUCUGCCCCUGAUGCCAAACAGCGGCGCAGGAACCAAGAGAACCAUGCCGGUUCUUAAGAAAGCAGGAAGAAAAGGAAGCAGCACUCCAGAAGAAAAGCUGCCACCGUACGAGCCAAACAUCGAAGAGCCAACAACAAGAGCCGACUUCAUGAAAUACUGGUUCCCUCUGUCUUUGGAUGAUAAAACUGCACAGAAGCUGCUGUGGAUUUCUGAGAGCGGCUCCAAGGUGGUCCGUACGUCCGAUGCAGUCUGCCCGUAUCCCACCAGGCCCGAAAGAUACGAACACUCACCACAGGUGCUUUGUAAAGAAGGGCUGCUGGGCUGUCGGGGGUACUGGGAGGUGGCCUACGACGGCUGGGUGGUGAUCGGGGUGGUGUCCGAGAACGCGCCCCGGAAAGGCCAGGAGGUGCCCUGCGGCAUCGGGGAGAACAGCACCUCCUGGGGCGUCGGCAGGUCCGGCUCCUGCUUCCAAGUCUGGCACAACGGGGAGAACACAGACGUGCAGAUGCCCUCGUCCUCCGCCAUGGGGGUCUACGUCGACCAGCCGGCCGGCAUCAUCAAGUUCCUCUCGGUGGAGGGAGAGGCUGAAGAGGAGGAGGUUCGACUCAUCUACAAGUUCAAGGCCAAAAUGAAGGAAAAGGUUUUUCCUGGGUUCUGGAUUGGCACAAAUUCAUUCUGUCUUCUUCGCAAAAAACGGGCAGAGAUUCAGGAAAAUUAGCAUGAGUGGUUGACGGAGAGCUGAAAAGAUUGUGAUGCUUGGGGAACAAGUGGAAGAGCCCCCAAAAGGUUUUAUUCAAGAUGYCCGCCACAGCUACAUCUUCAUAUGUGUUGAAUWUGACUCUCAGCUACUACCACAUAAACAUUACUUCAUUAAUUGUAAUUUUAAGUACCUUAUAGAGUCCAGGCUACUAAAACACUAAAUUUUAUCUCCACAUCUGUAAAAUGGACAGAGUUGGAGCCAUUUUUGUGGUCACUAAGCUGUGGAAGCCAUCUUGAAUUGGAUUACCUCUAAAAGAUAAUCUGUUGUAAACAUUCAUCCAGUUAUUACUUUCUGAGCAUUUCAUUGUAAUCUGUCCACUAUUCGAUGAGAUAUCCUGCUAAUAGUACAGACAAACAAAGGCUCAAUAUUUGCCUCUGCCGGUGUGAGACAAUGUGUUUCUGUGAGUUUAUCAUUCUUGAAAAAAAAAGGUAAAACUGGGAGUUUUUAUUACCUUAUUUAACAAGCCUGUAUCUUUUUUAUGUGCUGAAUGUAGUCAAUAAAUUCUACUUCUGUAUAAAA
Messenger RNA from Austrofundulus limnaeus, 2143 nucleotides. Its product is annotated as tripartite motif-containing protein 16. NCBI's taxonomy places the organism in Eukaryota, Metazoa, Chordata, Actinopteri, Cyprinodontiformes, Rivulidae. The record is from RefSeq and is a predicted model, not a curated record. Gene Ontology annotation, molecular function: protein binding. The transcript is spliced from 5 exons. Bases 716 to 1582 code for a protein of 288 amino acids.